Messenger RNA from Silurus meridionalis, 1970 nucleotides. RefSeq names its product cytochrome P450 4A6-like. NCBI's taxonomy places the organism in Eukaryota, Metazoa, Chordata, Actinopteri, Siluriformes, Siluridae. The transcript is spliced from 12 exons. Bases 54 to 1601 code for a protein of 515 amino acids. The record is from RefSeq and is a predicted model, not a curated record. Gene Ontology annotation, molecular function: monooxygenase activity; iron ion binding; heme binding.
GUGUAACACAUUAACAAUAGUAGGGUGUUGGCAGGCUGCAACAGGAGCUUAAGAUGGAGCUUCAGGGCUAUUUUUUAAAUCUAACACAGUUAAACUUGGAAGGAUUUCGCUUCUUUUAUUUCUUUACAGUUGUGUGUGUAGUCUACAUUUCGGCGGUACUGAUUAAAUGGUCUGUAAAGAGAAAGCGGUGGAUGAAAGCUUUACAGCAGUUUCCUGGGCCUCCUGGUCACUGGCUUCUUGGACACGUUACACAGUUUAAGCAGGAUGGAACAGAUUUGCAGAAAAUACCCAAAUGGGGAGAGGAAUAUCCCUUUGCUUUUCCAAUGCAGUUUAGCCCAGACAAUAUAUUUCUGUUUGUUCAUCACCCGUCUUAUGUAAAGCCCAUUCUGGCAACAACAGGACCAAAGGAUGAGUUUGGAUAUAGAUUUCUUAUCCCUUGGAUAGGAGAAGGUUUACUUGUUACUGCUGGAGACAAAUGGUUUCGCCACAGACGACUCCUCACACCAGGCUUCCAUUAUGAUAUCCUAAAGCCUUAUGUGAACCUAAUGUCAGAUUCAGCCAAAGUAAUGCUGGACAAGUGGGAAGUGUAUGCAAGAACAGGACAGAACUUUGAACUUUUUGAACAUGUUAGUCUGAUGACACUGGACAGCAUAAUGAAAUGUGCGUUUAGUUGCCAGAGCAACUGUCAGACAGUGAGGUUGAACCCAUACAUAAAAGCAGUGUAUGAACUGUGCAAUCUGGUGAAUCUACGGUUUCGUGUCUUUCCAUAUCACAAUGACAUCAUCUUUCACAUGAGUCCACAUGGCUACAGAUACAGAAAAGCAUGCAAAAUUGCACAUGACCAUACAGAUGAAGUCAUAAGACAGAGAAGAGAAAUUUUAAAUAUUAAGAAGAAACAGGGUGAAGCUCUUGAAAAGAGAUAUUUCGAUUUUCUGGAUAUUCUUCUAUGUGCUAAUGAUAAGCAGCAUCAGGGUUUGUCAGAUGAAGGCAUUCGUGCAGAGGUGGACACUUUUAUGUUUGAGGGACAUGACACUACUGCCAGUGGUAUCUCCUGGAUCUUCUACAGCAUGGCCUGCAAUCCUGAACAUCAGCAGAAGUGCAGAGAGGAGAUUCAGCAAGUGCUAAUGGGCAAGGAUACUAUUGAGUGGGAGGACCUCAGUGAAAUACCUUACACCACAAUGUGCAUAAAGGAAUCCCUGCGUAUGUACCCUCCUGUUCCAGAAAUUGGACGAAUGUUGGACAAGCCCAUUACUUUUUUUGAUGGAAGAACAGCUCCUGCUGGUCUGACUUGUGGUAUCAGUAUUUAUGGAAUUCAUCACAAUCCUACAGUUUGGGAGAAUCCAAAAGUGUUUGAUCCACUAAGAUUUCUACCAGAGAACACUGCUAAGAGAUCACCACAUGCUUUUGUGCCUUUCUCAGCUGGACCAAGGAACUGCAUUGGUCAGAACUUUGCUUUGAAUGAGAUGAAAGUGGUCGUGGCUCUGACACUGAGGAAGUAUGUUCUCAUCAAAGAUCCAGAUCAUACUCCAAAGAUGAUCCCUCGACUAGUGCUCAGAUCUCUCAAUGGCAUUCACCUCAAGAUCAAAUUAGUGGAAAAUUAACUUUGAGAAGAUAUAAAUAGUACUGAAAAAACUUUCUAUUAUAUUGAUAUGUUGUAUUUAAAAACUCAUUAUACAAAUAGUGAUAUUAUUUAGCGUUCAAUUUAAUUUCAAUUACUAAAAUACUUACUUACUUUUACCUACUUACUAAAGUAUCAUAUUUAAUUAUAAAAUAAGAUGUAUAAAUAUUAUUGUAUAACAUUUUCUAAUACUUUAUUUUGUCUGAAAUAGCAAUGAGUAUUUUAUUGCUAUGUUUAAUACAUGGAUGUAAAAAUGAAAUGUGUUUCAUGCUGCACAUAAGGCACACAGUCAGGAACACAAGAUAAAAUGUGCUGCGUUAUUGUAAUAAAAAAGCAACAUGUGUAAAACAGA